AUGGCUGCGUCCAUAGCGAAGACAACCUUGGCAAAUAUCAAGAACCUGUGGUCAUGUAACCAACUGUCAAGACCAGCUAUUGCCUUGCUUGAUAAUAGUCCAGUGACCUUUCUUCAAGUCCGAUACAGAAAUAAAAAGCAGCAUGUUAAAGAUGCCAAGGUUGAAGCAGAUAAAAAUGAACGGUUCAUACCAAAAAAGCUGAAGAAGGCUUCUGCGGCUGUACUGACAGAAACUGUUCAGAAGGAAGUAAAAAUCUUGGCACAGAAUCCAGUUGACAAUGUUUGGAUUCGGAACCAUUAUCCACCACAAAAAUAUUCAUUUGAGAAUGCUAUAGAAAAGCAUAAGGCAUUUGCACAGCCUGAGAUGCUAAACAAUUUGCAAGGAUUGGUGUUUUUGGAUAUGAGACUUGACUUUUCAAUGAGCAAGAAAACAAAAUUUAUGAGCAACAUAAGGUCAACCCUGAGACUGCCUCAUGAAUUCCCAUACGGCUCGCCACCCAACAUUCUUGUUUUAACCAAAAAUGAAGACAAUGUCACAUUGGCUUCAUCACUUGGUGCCAAGCAUGUUGGUGCCCCAGAUAAAGUGAUGAAAUUGAUUCAGACAGGUGUUGUCAACCCAAAGGAUUUUGAACAUGUUUUAUGUACAGCUGAAUGUGCUUCUGAAAUCCUUCCAUUGCGUUCACUUUUUAGAGACAGAUUCCCCCAGAAAGCUAAAGGGAGUCUGGGACCAGAUCUAAAGGUCAUGUGGGACUUAUACUACAAUGGUUAUACUUAUGAGUCUCAGAAAAUCAGUGAUGCAGUGGGUCGUUUACAGGUUCCGGUGGGACUGUUGGAGCAGCCCACAGAGGAGUUGAAGGAGAACUUCACAGCUUAUGUCAAUGAUAUUUGUCAACACAGGAGUGUGGCUCUGG
Molecule: messenger RNA, 910 nt
Organism: Candidula unifasciata
Lineage: Eukaryota; Metazoa; Mollusca; Gastropoda; Stylommatophora; Geomitridae
Source: the annotation of a GenBank genome assembly